Molecule: messenger RNA, 1461 nt
Organism: Linum trigynum
Lineage: Eukaryota; Viridiplantae; Streptophyta; Magnoliopsida; Malpighiales; Linaceae
Source: the annotation of a GenBank genome assembly
CGCCACUGACAGCUCGUCAAGCGGAACCAAGCCUGCAACAGGCUAUCCACUUGCAGAUCCAUACUACCUUCACGGAUCUGACCAUUCUGGUCAGAUUCUGGUGUCUUAGAAGCUUACUCCAACCAAUUACAAUGACUGGAGCGCAGCCAUGAUCGAUGCACUCGGUUCAAAGAACAAGCUGGGUUUCAUAGACAGAAGCAUCCCUAAGCCAGCAGCAGGAGAUUCGAUGGCCUGGCCUUGGACGAGUUGCAACACGGUGGUCAAGAGCUGGAUUCUUCAGUCAGUUGAUGAGGUAAUUGGAAAAAGCGUGAGAAGCAUCCAGUCUGCAGCUGAGGUAUGGAAAACCCUAAAGCUUAGAUAUGCGCAGGGAGAUUUAAUACGUAUUGUUGAGCUCAAAGAGAAACUCUGCACCUUGAAACAAGGCAGAAAAUCCCUAUCUGAGUAUCAUACCCACCUGGUUACCAUUUGGGAAGAAUUAAGAAAUUACCAGUCAACUCCACCAUGUCUUUGCACUACCACCAGUCAUAGUGAAUGUGAAGCAAUUAAAACUGUCAAAGCACACGAGGAAACCAACUUGAUUGUUUAUUUCCUACGAGGUUUGAAUGAGAACUAUUCUAUACCUAGAUCCCAAGUCUUGUUUACUGAACCCUUGCCUACUAUGGAUCAAAUAUUCUAUAAGAUGGCUCAACAUGACCGUCAAAUGACUGGGAAUCAACAAGACAAGGGUAAGGUUGUGGAAUCACUUGCUCUGGCUUUGCAAUCCUUGGGUUUGAAGCUCCUAGACACACAAAGGACAGAAUGGAAUUAUAGCCCUGCCUCUGGUACCCGAGGAAGAGGCAGAGGAAGAGGAAGGUCCCCUGGGUCAAGACCCUUUUGCACCUAUUGCAAAAUGCAUGGUCAUACUGAAGACACAUGCUACCACAAGCAUGGCUGGCCUCAUGGGAUGAGUCCAAGAGGUAGAGGCACAGAACAAGGCACUUACAGACCAGCCAAUGUUGCUGUUAGCACUGAUUCAAGCUCAGAAGGCGUCAUGAUUCAGAAGGAUCAGUAUGAAUCACUCAUGAAUCUUCUCAAGGCCAAGGAGAGCAAUGGUUCAUCAUCAAGUCAACCUAGCACUCCUCCAACACAUUAAGUAGCUGCCUUCAUUAGUAAGACUUAUAAUGACGAAGGAAAGUAUGGUUUAUCUAUUCUCCCUCAGACAAAUGUACUAGAGGAAGCUGUGUGGAUACUUGAUACAGGGGCUACAGAUCAUGUCCUCUGUGAUCCUAGCCUCUUCCUUAACUCUAAAAAGAUAAUGAAUGUGCAGAUCACCUUACCUAAAGGUCACUCAGUUUAGGCUACUCACAUGGGAAUAGUGAAAUUCCCUGAGAAUUUGAUCUUGGAGGAUGUCUUAUAUGCUCUUGAAUUCAGUUUCAAUCUCAUGUCUGUCAGCAAGCUCACUAAGAAAACUGACUUUUGUCU